AUGGCCGGAGUUCCAUUUCCGUCGAACCUUCUACCGUCCGACGGGAGUCCCGAAUGGCUAAACAAAUCCGACAAUGCGUGGCAGCUGAUGGCUGCGACGUUAGUCGGACUGCAAAGUGUUCCGGGACUAAUAAUAUUAUACGGUGGCGCGGUGAAAAAGAAAUGGGCAGUGAAUUCAGCAUUCAUGACACUCUAUGCAUUUGCAUGUGUGUUUUUCUGUUGGGUCAUUUGGGGUUAUAGAAUGUCAUUUGGUGAUAGGCUUUUACCAUUUUGGGGUAAACCAGCACUUGCACUUGAUGAAAAGUAUCUUUUCAAACAAGCUUUUUUAGGAGCUUUUCCUAUUGCUACUAUGGUUUAUUUUCAGUGUGUUUUUGCUGCUAUUACUUUGAUUUUGAUUGCUGGUGCUUUGCUUGGAAGAAUGAACUUCUAUGCUUGGAUGUUGUUUGUUCCUUUAUGGCUCACUUUUUCUUAUACUAUUACUGCUUUUAGUAUUUGGAGUCCUAAUGGAUUUCUUUCUAAAUUGGGGAUCAUUGAUUACUCUGGUGGUUAUGUUAUUCAUUUAUCUUCCGGCGUCGCUGGUUUCACCGCCGCUUAUUGGGUUGGACCGCGACUAAACAAAGAUAGGGAAAGGUUUCCACCAAACAAUCUACUUCUUAUGUUGGCUGGAGCAGGACUGUUGUGGAUGGGAUGGACAGGUUUCAAUGGAGGAGAUCCUUACUCAGUUGGACUAGAUGCUUCCUUGGCUGUCUUGAACACACAUGCUUGCACUGCUACUAGCUUGCUUACUUGGGUUUUCCUUGAUGUCAUUUUCUUCAGAAAGCCUUCUGUUAUUGGUGCUGUUCAAGGCAUGAUUACUGGUUUGGUUUGCAUCACUCCAGCUGCAGGUGUUGUACAAGGUUGGGCAGCACUUAUAAUGGGACUAUUCUCCGGCUCAAUUCCAUGGUUUACCAUGAUGGUAAUCCACAAGAGAUCAAAGCUACUUCAAAAAGUAGACGACACAAUGGCAGUGUUACACACUCAUGCAAUUGCAGGAAGUCUUGGAGGAAUUCUCACCGGUCUAUUUGCCGAACCAAAACUAAACUACUUGUUCUACGGUGCUUAUAGCAAAUACGUUGGUCUUUUAUACGGAAUCCAAAUGAACAUAGCGAGCACCGGAUUCAGACAAAUAGGAAUCCAACUCCUUGGAAUUUUGUUUGUUAUCUUUGUUAAUGUUAUUAGCACGAGUUUGAUAUGUCUUCUGAUUCGAGUCUUUGUUCCGUUGAGAAUGUCCGAAGAGGAUAUGGAGAUUGGUGAUGAGGCUGCUCAUGGUGAAGAGGCCUAUGCAAUUUGGGGUCAAGGUGAUAAACUUGAGAAUUCGAGUUCGAAAUAUGCAAGUUCUUUGUAUGAAGAUGUUGAAGUUGCUGCUACCAAGAAGAAUAAGCGUAGUAGUCAGAUUGAGAUGAUGUGA
Molecule: messenger RNA, 1446 nt
Organism: Vicia faba (fava bean)
Lineage: Eukaryota; Viridiplantae; Streptophyta; Magnoliopsida; Fabales; Fabaceae
Source: the annotation of a GenBank genome assembly